Molecule: messenger RNA, 2391 nt
Organism: Schistosoma haematobium
Lineage: Eukaryota; Metazoa; Platyhelminthes; Trematoda; Strigeidida; Schistosomatidae
Gene: NSA2
Product: Ribosome biogenesis protein
Exons: 6
Coding region: 429-1211 (260 amino acids)
Biological process (GO): maturation of LSU-rRNA; maturation of 5.8S rRNA
Cellular component (GO): preribosome, large subunit precursor; nucleolus
Source: RefSeq, a predicted model, not a curated record
GAUUUAUUUACCGCUACAAUCUGGAAGAGUACAGAAUAAGAUGAUAAGUGGGUGGAUGACUGAGAAAGCAAAUACUUUUAGUAGCAAAAACCAUUAAUAACAGUCAGAAAUUAUACAACUGUGAGAUCCAGAGAACCUGAUAAUCGAAACGAAAGAUCAAUAGCACAGGAUUUCGAACGUGUUACAGUGGUAGAAUCCAUAUCAGCCGCCAAACAAUGCAAGGCUGAGUCAUUGUUGUAUAUAUGAACCACGGACCCCCCGUCCUGGAGACAUCGGCAAACCCUUAUUAUUAAAAACUGAGGUUGGCUGGACAGAAGCUUAUUAUAUUUCAUUCAUAAACACUGGGAACAAAAUGAGUCCUUGUUGUUUACUGGCAUCACCUGAAGGUCGUGGGUAGGACCUUUGACGCUAAUCUCAAUAGUAAUCACAUGCCUCAAAACGAGCAUAUUGAGCUUCAUCGCAAACGCCAUGGGUAUCGCUUUGACUAUUUUGAAAGAAAGCGGAAAAAAGAGGCUCGUGAACCUCAUGAAAGAAGUCGUAAGGCCAAAAAGCUUCGAGGAUUAAAGGCAAAAAUUGCCAAUAAAGAAAGGUUUAAAGAAAAAGUUCAAAUGAAAAAGACUUUACGUAUGCACGAGUUAAAAGGAAAAAACCAAAAAGUCGAUGAAGCUGGGCGAUCUGGAGAAGUACCUGCAUAUCUUUUAGAUCGUGGUGAACAGAUCUCUGCCAAAGUGUUAUCUAACACAGUUAAGCAGAAAAAAGCUGAGAAAGCGGGAAAAUGGGAGGUGCCAUUACCAAAAGUAAGAAGCGUAUCUGAAGCAGAGGCAUUUAAAGUUGUACGAACUGGAAAGUCUAAACGUAAAGCAUGGAAGCGUUUGGUCACUAAAAUGUGCUUUGUUGGCGAUACAUUCACAAGAAAACCUCCUAAAUUUGAACGUUUUAUUCGUCCAAUGGGUUUACGUGUAAAGAAAGCAAACGUUACUCAUCCAGAACUUAAAACUACUUUCCAGCUUCCUAUAAUUGGAGUGAAGAAAAAUCCAAGUUCACCAAUGUAUACUACUUUAGGUGUAAUAACUAAAGGUACAAUUAUUGAGGUGAACGUCAGCGAUCUUGGUUUGGUCACGCCGAGUGGUAAAGUUGUCUGGGGUAAAUAUGCUCAAGUAACUAAUAAUCCUGAAAACGAAGGUUGUGUAAAUGCAGUUCUUAUUGUAUAGACAGAAACUAAUUUAUUCUAAAGCCUUUUGUUCAGUAUCUAAUAGUUCUACAGCUUGUACAUCUGGUUUUCAAUUCGUUGCAACGUUAAAGAUUUUAAACUAAUUUUCCUCCUUAAUUUUUUCAGGUAAUAGGUAUAAUUUGGCACAACUGGUCCUGUUUAACUAUCUCAGACAGACUGAGUUUCGUCUGUAGUUUCAGUAAAUCAGAUAGUCAGUAACGACGUAUAACCUUGUACGUAUUUUUAUCCGUUCAAGCUGUCAUACCCCGUUAGGAUAGAGAUCAAAUUGUCAGGCCAAAUCCCAGAAUGGUAGAGAUAAUAACAGUUUCAGUGGUGAUAGGAAUCAUUGAGAAUCGAAGAUACGGUUCAAGAAAAUGUAAGUUGCUGAAAAAUUCCCAUUAUAUUAAAAACACAAUUGUAUGAACGAAGAAUAUUCUUUUCAAUAAUUUCUCAUCAGGUUCUACAAUUAUCUCAUAUUCAAAUUAAUAAUCCAUAAAAUUGGUCAGAUUUAAGGCAAAAUACAUCAUUUGGAAAUUGUAAUAUAUGAAUCAGGAAUUAUUUGUUAUAUUAAAUAAAAUCGUUAAUGUUGGGGCUGACUAAUAUGAAGUGUUAACUUGAAUCAGUUUAUAAGAGAAAUGAAAUUGUGAGAUACAUUAUCAGAAUAGAUAUGGUCAACAUGGGGUAAGAGAGAGAGAAUGUUGUGAUUACAAAUCGGAAAUGUAAAAUAAUUAGGUCAAAUAUAGUAGAUUCAGGGGUGGAUAUUGAAUAAAUUCCUCAAAAAGGGGUUAUCAAGUGUAAAGGCAAUAAUAGUAAUAAUAAUAAUAAGUUUGGGACAUAAAAUGAACAUUAAUCAGACUACGUCACCACAUUAUAAGAUUGAUUAUUAGCUAGUUGGCCAGGGUAAAAGGAGUGGCUGAACAUACUUCUUUUGGAUACAAAGCUCUGGCUUUUUGAUCCGAAUAGCAAUUGCUUCAGCCGUCCGUAGGAUUCGCAGUCUGACGGAAUUAGGUAGACUGCUGUUGACACGAUAGACUAUUGCAAAAGAUUGCUCCAUGUUGGCUGUAUGUCCUGUUUGGACUAAAUGGUCUAAGAUGGAGCUGUUAACAGUUUUGACAACACCUUUGCUUAACCACACGGGUAGGUGCUCACGAGCCCGAAUGUACAAAUUCCUAGAACAUCUG